Messenger RNA from Periophthalmus magnuspinnatus, 1033 nucleotides. RefSeq lists its product as uncharacterized. Lineage: Eukaryota; Metazoa; Chordata; Actinopteri; Gobiiformes; Gobiidae. Gene Ontology annotation, biological process: positive regulation of ERK1 and ERK2 cascade; interleukin-15-mediated signaling pathway; T cell activation. The record is from RefSeq and is a predicted model, not a curated record. Gene Ontology annotation, molecular function: MHC class II protein binding; protein tyrosine kinase binding. The transcript is spliced from 8 exons. The coding region runs from base 1 to 972 and encodes 323 amino acids. Gene Ontology annotation, cellular component: external side of plasma membrane; membrane raft.
AUGGCCAUGGCUGUGUUCAGACCUGUGCUUGUCUUUCUGAGUCUUCUGCACUGCACAGAAUCAGUCUCAGCUCCACAUGAGUUUGUGAAAGAGGGAGGAAAAAUCACUUUGUCCUGUAACAAUGUAAGAGAGAGACAAAGGAAAUGUAGUGGAACCACAUGGAUUUUCAACUCAGCCAAAAGAACAGAAUCAACUGAAGAACUUAUUACACAUGGACAAGUCGGGUCCAGGGUCACAGAGAUGUCAAAUCGACUCAAAGUGACUGAAAACUGUGGUCUGGAGAUUCAAAAUGUCCAGUCUCAGGAUGCUGGACUGUUCCACUGUCAACAAUACGAUACAUCUGUGCAACCACAACGUCUAGUGCCUGAUGCUCCUGUGUAUCUGUCUGUGGUCUCAGUGACUAAAACGAACAAUAAGGAGAACGUUCAGUUAAGAUGUAAUGUGUCCUCCAUUCUCUCUGAUGUUGAAACAAAAUGGCUGCUCAACGGCCAAGAUGUCAAUGAUCUAACAUUAACCACAACAGACCGUCGAGAUGCCACCACUGUCACAGUUCCAAAAUCAUAUUUCUAUUACAAAGAUGUGAAUCUGUUCAAAUGUGAAGUGUCUCAUGGAGUGAACAAGAAGAUCUUCUCUCUCAGAUCCAACAAACCAGAGGAAGCUCAAACUACAGCCUCUCCACAGAACAAGAGCACAUAUGGAGGUUGGCUGUGGGCUGUGGUGGUGGUUGUAGCUGCAGUACUUCUCACUGUGGUGGCCCUGGUCACAUGGAGGAGACUCAGAGUGAAGUCUGAGGACACCGGAAACGACCCCCCUGUUGAACCUGAAGAGGGAGUGUCCUACGCCACCGUCAGCUACAAGAGGAACAACCAGAGAAAUGAGGUCAGACCGAGUGAGGAGGCAAUGAUCUACAGCUCAGUGAGGAACACCACUGUGGAGGACCCUGCUCAGCUCUACGCCACCGUCAAGAAAUAAACCAACAACCAAGACACGCAAAACUAAUACACCAGCAACUAAACAACCGACCCAGCACAUC